AAUUGUUAAAUUAAAAAAAUAUGAAUGUGAGCGCGCUUUAGGCACCAAUAAUAUUAUAAUAGUUACAUAUUUACAUUACAAUUAGGUUACCAUUACAUGUUGAUGAUUUGUGAUUAAUGCGAAUUUAUAUUUCAUUUGUAUUAAAUAUAUAUAAUUUUAAUAGUAACGCAAUACUCUGAUAUAAAAAGUCAUUAAUUUAUUAUUUGUAUUUUGAUGAGGAAGCUGAUGUCCAAUUUAAAAUGACAGUCUGUGUAAUCCUCUUACUUGUUUAAUCCCAAGGCGAGAAUUUUUAUUAAUUGUUUAAGUCAUGCCAGAACAAGAAAAGGAUUUUUACCGAGACACUUGGGUCCGAUAUUUAGGGUACGCUAAUGAAGUUGGUGAGUCGUUCCGAUCCCUGGUUUCAGUCAAGGUAGUACGAGCUAGCUAUGCUGUGGCAUUUGCUUAUGUACUCGCUGACACUGGGGAUAAAAGUUGGAAAAUGUUAAGAAAAGAUGGCCGAUUUAAAAACGUCCUAGUAGAAACAGGUGAUGCGCUUAUAUGGCAGACCUUGGCAUCCGUCGCCAUUCCAGGCUUCGUUAUAAAUAGAAUAUGUGCCUUCACUCAGAAUUAUCUACAGAAGAAUGUAAGUAAAAUACCACCAAAACCUAGAAGUUUGAUCACGGUGGCAGUGGGACUUGCCUCCAUCCCCAUCAUCGUUAAGCCAAUAGACAUGAGUGUGACCAUGCUCAUGAACCUUACUUACCGGCGGUUGGUGAAAGCAUAGACAAUGGUCAUGAAUUUUUCUGUUUUGCAAUAACUUGCUCAAAUAUGCAUGGUGUUCGCAGUCAAGGCUCAUAUUAUAUUUUUUAGGUCAAUAAGUAUUUUAUUUGACCAAUUUUAUAGAUACUCAAAGUUUGCCAUUGUGAUGUAAUCGGGCUUAUAAUUUAUCACUUUGUUUAGAAGGUAUUUGAUUAAAUACAAAUUUAUCUCUUUACGUAAUCAUUCAUUUGAGAUUUGAAGAAGAAGACACAGCAUUCUUUCACUAAUCACCUCAUAAAUAACAAGAAGUGUUUUCAAGUGAAAAACCAUAGACGUCAUGUAAUAAAUAAUAAUAACUUAAAUACCAGAUAAUAGUCUUAUUAAAGCAUAAUAAUUAAUAUGGUAAUAAUUCUAGUAGGCUUUUGGAAGAUGUUUUUUUAUUCGUUAUUGUACAAAUUUUUACGUCAAUUAAACGCGAAACUGCCACGAUUACUAUGUAAGCUUGCAGCUUAUGCUAGGAUUUAGUAUGAAAAUGAUAGGACUACAACUUUGUCUUCUCGAAUUGCUGGCGAAUAGUCUGUAAUUUGCUUAUACCUGGUUAUCCAGGGGGUUAAGGCAGCUAUUUCGAACAUCAAUUGUUAAUUACGUGAUAAAUCAAAUACAUUUUGGCCUUUCGACAAAAAAAAACGACAAUCGAUCUGUGACUGCCUAGGUCCGUUGUCUAGGUUUUGCUACAGAUUGCGCAACACUAGUUUCAACUGGGCAAGAAGAAGAUCGUAUACAAAAGGGUCGCUGAAGAUGUAUACAAUUUAGAUGACGAUGCAAAAGCUAGAGGAUCAAAUGAGAAAUAACGCGCCAAUACUUGGCAGAGUAAGACAGAAUUGGAGAUAGUUAGACGUCAAAAGACAAUGUUUACAAAUGAUUAUUUUCAUCGAUUUUAUAAAUCUUAAUUAAUAAAUGUUAAUGGGGUAUUAUAUCUUUGAAAAAGUACUUCAAAAUGUUGAUUUUCCUAAUAAAAAGCUACAAAAAAUAAAUUUCGAGUAAACACGUUUUCUUGUCAUGAAAUUUAAUUAAAUUUUAAACCAAUUGUAUUCCCGCUAAAAAGCUGUCAGUCAUUUUGGUGACGUAAUAUUGGUAGAACCAAUAGUUGUCUAUGUACAACCGUCACUUAUUCAACGUUAACAGCCAUAAAUAUUUUACAUUUAGUGUUAUUUUGGAUAUAAUUAAUUACAAUAGCUGAAAUUGAUAUGUAGUAUCUAGUUGUACAAAUUCUUGCACUAAAACUCCAGAAAAAUCGUUCAUCUAAGUGCCAGAUAAUAUUGCAAUGACAGUUUUAGGUCACGUGAUAGACAAAUAAAAAAUUACGACUUUUAAUUUUAAUGUAAUAGAACAAUAAUGUGCUUAUAUGAUUCAAAAUCAGAAUAUUCAAGUAUAUUUCUACAUAUAUUUUAAUUUUCAUCAAAUUUCAUAUAUUUUUUUUCACUACCGAAAGUACCCCAUUUCUGGUUAUGCCCUCUAGCCAAAGUUGCGUUAUUUUGUCAAACAUUUCGCUAGAUACUUCGCGUAAUGUCCCGUAUGAUAUUUCUCUAUUCCUUCUCCAUUACGAUUUAUGUUUAAAUAUAUCAAAUAGUAUAAAUGCAAGCAAAUCAGUAAUAGUAAACCCGUUUUAAUUAAAUUCGACCUUGAAAAUGAUAUGUAGUAAUAAUUAUUUCGCGUGCCUGAUUGGUUGACCAAGGCCAUGAGAAUCAUAACUGACUUAGUGCUAAAAGAGGAAGACCCACGUGAUAACAGUUCAGUGGCUAAUGUAGUAUAGUGGUUCUUAAAUUAUCCGUUAUACUGAGGCUGUUAAUUUAAUGCCUUCAAUAUAAGAUAAGAAACGGGUGUACGGGUAGGGUCGGUUCUUGUUUGAUAAGUCUGGAAUUCCAUUUAUAUAUUUUUGACUUAAGAUUUCUUCAGCUAAGCCUUUUAUACUCUUCGGGUAAACACAACGUUAGCGUGAUUCAGGAUUGCGAAUUUAACGUUUCUAUAAUUAAUUAAUUAGCUUGCGAAUUCUUGCCUUUAACUAAACUAUUAAUUAAGUUUA
Molecule: messenger RNA, 2821 nt
Organism: Vanessa atalanta (red admiral)
Lineage: Eukaryota; Metazoa; Arthropoda; Insecta; Lepidoptera; Nymphalidae
Product: mitochondrial fission process protein 1
Exons: 4
Coding region: 308-763 (151 amino acids)
Biological process (GO): mitochondrial fission
Cellular component (GO): mitochondrion
Source: RefSeq, a predicted model, not a curated record